AUGCCUUCGCAGUCUCGCACAGCCAGCCAGCUCGUUUCCCGCGCAGACGCCGCGUUCGCCGAGGCGGCAAUCGUCUCGGGCAUCGUGGGCUCGCUCGCACUCGAGAUGACGACGGGCGAGGGGCUGUCGCGCGGCGAGCAGCUGGCACAGAAUGCGCUGGCGUCGACGGCCCUGUGCGCUCUGGCGCAGCUGUGCAAGGCUACGAGCGAGGCCGCCACGCGGCAGCUGUACCGGCUGCCCAACUUCUACAACAGCGUGCGCGACGACGGACGCGCGGGUGCCGAGCGCGCGAUCGGGUUCCUGCGCGCGCUGCUGCUGGCACCACUGGCCAGGGGUGCCGUCCUGGCCGGAUACGUCGCCACGCUCGAGUGGCUGCCGUCUCGGCUGAACUUUGCUCUGCUCGAGGGCAGGGAUCUGGGGUUGGGCGACUCGGGCGAGCUUCAGGACGUUCUGCGCGUGACUGGUCUUGGUCGAGCGCCGGAAGCAACAUUCCUGCUUGGGGAUUGCGCCGAGAGCGGCGGCGGUCCGGGCGUGCCUCUCGGGUCCAGAGUGCUGGCUGCCCUGCUGACGCGGUGCCGGAACGUGCGCGUCUUGAGCCUCGAGCCCGUCGUCGAGAGCGCGGUGGGCUUCGGCACAGACUACUCGGCAGUCAACACGGUCAUGUGCACUGGCCAAACCGGCGAGCACUGGCACUUGUUCAUUGGCGUGCUGGAGCGGCUCGAGAAGCUGGUCGUGCUGGCACCUGAGGCGAAUCUGAGGGUGGCAGACGUGCCUCGACUGCUUCUCGGCAGCGGCGCGGGGCAGGGAAUCGAUGACGACGUCAUCCUCCGUUACUCUAUCGAGGGCCAAGGCCUACUUCUGGGUAUGGGCGAGACGCUGGAGAGCUGCGGGCGCCUUGGCACGCUCGAGCUGUUCUGCGACCUGGACGGGCCCAACACGGCCGAGUCGGUGCGACACGAGUGGGAGAGCCUGCCGGCCACCGUCAUGACGGUGGUGACGCAUGGCCGUGUGAGCCUUUCACACGCCUACUCCAUGCUGCGGUACCGCAACCGCCCCUCGCCCGCCUCGGACCACCCCGUGCUCGGAGGCUACCUGCGCAUCCCCGCAGAGCAGUUGCAGGAGCGCGUGUACGACGGCCAGCGCGUGGUCAAGAUCCUCAAGCCCCGUUCCCCCGCCCGCCGCGCAGGCCCAGCCGUCAUCGUCCCCGACCACCCCAUCGACGACAGCAUCUUCGACCUGCUCGACCGUGUCCUGGUGGCAGCUGCCGGCGAGCUCCAGAAGGCCGGCUGGGAGCCGCCAGCCCCCCGCUUCGACGGCCCGGAAUUCAAGGUCGAGCAUGGAGAGCCGAAGCGUGUGUUGUCGACGGCCCUGUGGCAGACGCUGUACACCUCCCAGCCGCUGCCGCCGCUGACGACGCUGCACCUCGAGGCGAGCGGCGUCGGCCCCGUCGACGUGUCGGAGCAGGAGUGCCUGCGCCGCCUGCGCAUCACCACGUCCGCGCUGUUCGGCACGGCGACGGCCACGUCCUCGCGGUUCGGCAUCGCGCCGCCUGCAGCCACCGACGACGACGACUACGACGACGAGCCGCCGCGGAUGUUCAGCGACCUGCUCCCGCCCGCGCUGGAGCACCUGACGCUGCUGGAGGACUGGCACGACGUGGGCGCGGCGGGCGAGGACUGGGGCGUGCUGCACGUAGACGAUCUUCUGGCUCCGGGCGACUUUGCGGCUGCUUACCGGCGGGCUUUCAAUAAUCUGCGUCAGGGAAAGCGGUUCGGGCGCUGCGCUAAUCUCAAAACCGUCGCCAUGGUCUUGUCGCCGUCGUUUGCAGGGACUUGGCCUGACUGGGAUAGAGUGAGGCGCUUGCUACGUGGCGACGGUAUCAAGUUGACUGUCGAGGUGGCAUCUGAUGACUAG
This is a messenger RNA of Lasiosphaeria miniovina, 1914 nucleotides long. RefSeq lists its product as uncharacterized. The record is from RefSeq and is a predicted model, not a curated record. Bases 1 to 1914 code for a protein of 637 amino acids. NCBI's taxonomy places the organism in Eukaryota, Fungi, Ascomycota, Sordariomycetes, Sordariales, Lasiosphaeriaceae. The transcript has a single exon.